GCGUGUUGUGCGUGUGUGUGGAAGCCGUGUCUAUUUCCCACUGAGUGCUGAAAGCCGAUAAAGCUAUUUUGAAAGUGACCCUGCAUUUGAGAACAGGACAGAGCCGAGCGAGAGAGCAGCUGUUUGGAAUCAUGACUGAAGAUGACGGAUUCGGUUGUCGUGGAGGGACAAGUCAAAUUGAGAGAUGGAAAAAAGUGGAAGAGUAGAUGGGUCGCGCUCAGAAAACCCUCCCCUGUAGCAGAUUGUUUGUUAUUGUUAGUAUACAAAGACAAGGCAGACAAGACCAAAGGACACAAGGAGAGGAGCAGCAUGACUUUAGAGGAUAUCUGUGGCCUGGACCCUGGACUCUCCUAUGAGGGGAUGAGUCACACGAUGGCAAUCAUCUGCUUGACACAGGCAGUAAUGCUGGGAUUCGAAAACAAGGAGGCGAUGUACACCUGGGAUAUUCGCAUCCGAUACAGCCUGGGAGAAGUUCACAGAUUUCAUGUAGCAGUGUUACCUGGCACCAAAUUGGAGAGUGGACCUGCUACUCUGCAUUUGUGUAAUGACCUCUUGAUUCUUGUAAGAGAUGUCCCACCGACAAUUAUUGGACAGUGGAAACUCUCAGACCUCAGGCGAUAUGGAGCAGUUCCCAAUGGAUUUGUCUUUGAAGGUGGGACAAGAUGUGGCUAUUGGGCCGGUGUAUUCUUUCUCGCCUGUGCCGAAGGGGAGCAGAUCAGCUUUCUGUUUGACUGUAUCGUUCGAGGCAUCUCCCCAACCAAAGGCCCUUUUGGAUUACGGCCAGUCCUACCAGAUCUUAAUGCAAACCCUGCGGACAUAGAGGACAGAGUCAGCUAUGAAACACUGGAGCUGGAGAAGCGCCUCAGCCUUCUGUCUCGCUCGAAUCGGCAGAGCAGCACAGCAUCUACUUCCAGUUAUGGUGCGUCUGUAGCACUGGGAGACGACAGAAGCCUGUCCAGCUCUUCAUCUGACACCAGUCACUCGGACACGAGCAUCGGGAGCCGGUUGGCAAUGUGGCCGGAACCUUCCCUGGGAGGUGCCUCCAUGGAGAGUCAUGAACUUGCAGCAGUGAAAAGCAUGCAUCCUGGGGAGGAGAAAAUGUACGCUGAGGUCAUGCGUGGCUGUAGGCCACCCCCUAAGCCCCCCCGGCCCAGGAAACCACACCAAAUUGUCCGCCAGAGUUCUUCGGACAGUGGGAUUGCCACUGGAAGUCACUCCUCUUACUCUGGAAGCUUCUCUUCCUAUGCUGGCAGUUUGGAUAUCUGCCACGCCGAUGAGCUUGGAUCCUUGCUUAGCCUGCCACUGAACUUUGCUUCAGAUCAGAACUUGUGCACUUGCCAGCACGGCGAGCAUCCGAGGGCUGUGGGCUCCGAAUAUCAAAUUCCCAGCUCUUUGAGGCAUCUGUAUGACACACCUAGGAGUUUAUUACAGGCAGCUACUGCCAGGGAAGCGCAGGGCAAGAGUUCGGUUUCCACACUGCUAACGGACCAGGGCACCUCAACUCUACUUCCAAGUGUUACAGACACUAACCUGGUCGUGCCUGAGCAAAGGCCAGACAGGGGAUUGGCUGCAGCACUUUCUGAUUACGGAAGCUCCAGAGACUUGGAUGAGACGUAUGUGGAUUACGUUCCAAGGUGGUCAGUUGCAAAGCAACAAGGAGAGGUGCUUGAAUGCAAAAGCAGCGAGUUGGCGCCAUCUGCUGAUGUCUCUACAGACCCUUGUGAAAUAUGCAGCCCUCACCCAGGAGUUACAAGAGCUCUGUUUACUGCAUGUCCAGUCUGCGGAGGACUAAAGGGAACAACUCUGUCACAUUCAGGAGUCUUAACCAUACCAGCUGUACCGGAUAAGAAACCAAACAGAAAAGAUGAGAAACGAAAAACAGAUCUGACCUAUGAGAUAAUGGAGGGACGGGGAGCAGAAAAGUCAGAAGAGUCAGAUGAAAAAAGUGAAUUAAUGGCAAGCUGUGGACAUCGGAAAAUCUUCCAUGAAACAGAAGAAGGUUCUGCUGGCACGUUGAGGACACACAGAGAGCACACUUCACUUGCAGAUCCAAGGGGAACCUAUGAGCUAAUGGCCUCUGCGGUUGAAUCUCCAAAGAGAUGUGACUUUGGUCUUCUCGGAGAAUAUGGGGGCGUGUUUGCGUACCCAGUGGAUCUGCCUGUGCCGGACAGGCCACGCGGUGAUGGAGUUACUUAUGUUAAUAUUCCUGUCAGCCCAGCAUCAAGGAAACAGCUUCAUUACAUGGAAUUAGAGCGGCAGGAACCUGGCUCUGGAGCUAGAGGUAACACAAUACAUCUCCAUAAACAUAGAGGAGGCUCCACUAAAUACGCUCAGAUUGAUAUCACUGCGACAGAGACAGCUCACAAAGUUGGAACCCAGCAUGCCCAGGGCAGAGAGGAAAGACUGCAGGAACUGGAGCAGAAAAAGAGAGGGGCCCUGCAGUGAUCCAUUAGUGAAACUUGAAUCACAACGUCAGGACAAUCUAGAGAAUAAAAGGACUGUAGACGUGCACCAGGUCCACGGCUGUUCCAUUCCAGCAAUGUGAUUAUUGAACCCACUGAAGUAUUGCAGCAUAGCACUGCCAAAGAGUUUUGCAAUAAAAUGUGGUGUUGGGUAUAAAAGGUUUUUCUUUAUUUUAUUUUUUUGGAUGCUGAAAUCAGUUAUAAAAACAAUACAGUACCAACAAAUGUACUGUAACAGUGUGUUUAUACAUAAAUUCAGUAGCCUUUGAGCUUGAAAAAAACAAAAGCAUGUUAGUAUUGUACGGUUACAAUGCUUGACAUAUUAUCAUCAGUCUUACUUACAUAGGACAGAAACAGCAUGAAAGGACAGAAAUAUGACAUAGUUUUAACCCUUCUCUAUUAAAUAGGCAAGGCAGGCAACAAAGUUGCCUCUUGUCUUCGAAACACUCCACAGACCAUGUUGAUUGUACAAGGAAUUCGACCUCUUUCCCUUCCACAUUUUACAUUUUUCUGCUUCUUGUAAGAUUGUAAGACAAUUAAAAUGGCACAAUUUAAAAAAAAAAAAAACGGCAUGUGCCUUCAGAUAAUAUGCAAAUUAGUAAUUAUACCACCACUCAAAUGCUGUUUUACUAAACAGGUGUCAAACGUUUGUCAAAUGUUGAUAUGGAGAAUAAUGUUGUAUUGAAAAGGGUCAAAUGUUUCAUCCCUCCAUUUAUUAAAAACAUGUUUGAUAAUUAUUUUGGUUACAAGUAGGAGAUAUCAUAAUAUAUAUAUAU
Molecule: messenger RNA, 3238 nt
Organism: Polyodon spathula (Mississippi paddlefish)
Lineage: Eukaryota; Metazoa; Chordata; Actinopteri; Acipenseriformes; Polyodontidae
Product: protein Dok-7-like
Exons: 14
Coding region: 142-2445 (767 amino acids)
Biological process (GO): neuromuscular junction development; positive regulation of protein tyrosine kinase activity
Molecular function (GO): protein kinase binding
Source: RefSeq, a predicted model, not a curated record